AUGAUUAGCCCUAAAAGUAAAAAACAGUGGUACCCAUCUCAAACUUUAGACACGAUUCCAAUGCCUAGUGUUAAAAGCCUAACAAAAAUAAAAUAUGAACCUGGUAAAAGGGGAGUUCGAAGAGUGGCUGUAUUGAAUAAAAUAUUUAUGAAAUAUAUAACAGAUAUUAUGUCUACUGGUACAGUAGCAAUGAAUAUUGUUGGAAAAGGCAUUGAAAUAUCAAAGGUAAGAGUGACUCCAGAUUUCCUAACAGUAAAUGUUUUUUGGGUAUGCAAAGGUGACUCUACAGAUGAAGAAACAGAGAGCUUGCUUAACUCGGUAGCAGGGGCACUACGCCAUGAGUUGUCUACGCUCAGAGUUAUGGGGGAAGUGCCUUAUAUUGUAUUUGUUAAAGACAGGCAAGAGGCGCAAGUAGCGGACCUGCAACGCCGAUUAGCCAAAGCAGACUACGGCGAGGACUACACUCCUACUGAAAUGGGUCAUUUGCUGAAAACUGAGUUCACUUUAGACACGAAGCUGUCUCCUGAAAUGAAGGCGAAAAUCUCUCAACUAGAAGAUGAUCUCCCCAUUUCAGAAGAUCCGAUACCAGAAAUGACGCACAACGUAUAUGGUUUAGAUCAUGCAUCGAUUUUGAGUAGGCUUCUGGCUGCAAGAAGAAAGAGUAAGGAUGCCUGGAGUAGUCUCAAGGCAGAGUGUCCAGUGAUAUCUUAUAGGGCUCCUUUAUCAAAAGAGUCGGAGGUCGACACUGGCAAGCAGAAACAAGAAUUAGCUGAAUUUCUACUCAAGAGACAGAUCCUCCAGAACAAACUGCGCAAACAGAAACGUGAUUCCAGAGAAUGGGUAGAAACUAAUGAACAGAACGCCGACGAUGUAAAUGACGAAUACCAAGAAUUUGAGGAUGAAUAUUACGAAGAUUACGACGACCCAUACUACGUAGAUGAAAUUCAAUUCCCUAAGAAUGGAAAACCUAAUUCAAGUGAUUAA
Parnassius apollo (apollo) is the source of this 984-nucleotide messenger RNA. The record is from the annotation of a GenBank genome assembly. Lineage: Eukaryota; Metazoa; Arthropoda; Insecta; Lepidoptera; Papilionidae.